Molecule: messenger RNA, 1672 nt
Organism: Paramecium pentaurelia
Lineage: Eukaryota; Ciliophora; Oligohymenophorea; Peniculida; Parameciidae
Source: the annotation of a GenBank genome assembly
AUGUUUGUAUAAGACAUGCAAUUUAUACGAUCAAGUGAAUAAAACUUUGUCAUAAACACUUAAUCCUUUCAAACAGUUGUAUUUUAGUAUGAUAGAUUAAUUCAAAUGCAAUUACCAGAGAAAUAGCUUUAUGAUAGUUUAAAAAAUAGGGCUCUGAAAUUAGGGCAGACAAUAAUGAUAAGUGGUAAUCCUUUUAAGGUUUUUUUAUUGGAUCCACUACAUGGUCAUGUAGGUGAUACAACAUCAAUACUUUGUUAUCCAGGAGAUUUGAGCAAUAAUAGAACUUUAUAACAAGUUUAAUUUCUGAAUCUCUCUCAGGAAAAGAAAGAACAUAUUACUAGACUUCCUAUUAACUAACAUAUAAGUCAAGAUUAAUAAAUAAUUAUUGAUGGACUUCUUAUGUAAGUUAUUCGAUGUUAACCUGAAGAUGGAAUAUUUCGAUAGUAAACUGUAAUUUAUUAUGUUAAUAAAAUAGGAAUGUAGAAUUGUUAACACUGGAAAACCUAUGUUAUAAGAAAUAUAGAUUAUAAUUCAAAACUAAUAAGAAUCAAAUAAAUAAGAAUUACUGAAAAAUUACAUUUAGCCUUAUUUUAUGAUUCCUAGGUAUGUUAGAGAAGGAUCUAGAUUAAAGAUUAAGGAAGUAGAUUUUAUUAUUAAAUCAUGUAAACCAAAGAAAGGAUUUAUUGAUAGUAGAACUAUAAUCCAAUUAUUUGAUAGUGAAUAAUUUACAUUUAAAUCAAUGAAUGAUGAAGAUGAAGAAACUGGAGGUUUAUAAGUUUAAAUAAAUACUCUUAAAAUUCUAUAAGAUAAAACAGCAUCUAGAAAUUAAUUUGUUUAAAAAAGAAAAAAAUUAUAUAGUAUGAUGGAAAACUAUUGUUAAUAUGAUGAAAAAGAAAAUUAGAUUGUUUUAUCUUCAAGAGACUUAAGUAGUAGAAGUUAAUCAAUUAAUGAUUUUCCAAUCUUUCCAAAUACAUUUCUUUCAUAAUUACAUAAAGAAAUUGAUGAAGUUUCUCAUGAUCUAGAAAGUGAUCUUAUGGAUAGUGAUGAAACCUAUUAAGGUAUAGGACUUCAUGAAUAAAAUCAAAAAUUAUCAUAGAUGACUUUACCUGUUUUCUUUAAAAAUAUACUUAUCUCCAAUAAACAUGGAGCUAAUAGAUAAUCAAGAUUAUAAUAACCUGAAUAGCCAUAUUCAGAUGAUUCAUCUUUAGAUAGAUCUAUAGAUUCUGAUAAUAAUGCUUAAUAAUAAUAAAGUGAAACUUCUCUUCUCAUUCAUGAAGAUUAACCUCAUUUGAUAGCUCUUCCUCGAUAUUUUGAUGAAAUCGUAUUAGUAUUAAUUAAUAUUUAUCAUUAAGUUUAAUUCACAAAGAUGGUUACCAAUUAUUCAUGAUGGAGUUUCAUAAAACAUUAUAAAUAAAUUUCCAGAAAGGAAAAUUGAUCUUUAAUGGAUUUAAAAUAAAGGAAAAAAUGAGAAUGCUGAUUUUUGUAAAUGUAUGAUUUGUUUAAUGGAUUACACUGACGAAGAAAUUGUGAGAACAUUACCUUGUCGUAAAUAUCUAAAUUAAUUCAUUUUUAGUUCACUAUUUUCAUUGUGAAUGUAUAGAUUUCUGGUUAGCUAAAAGUCGUAAAUGCCCAAUUUGUAAAACUGGAUGUGAUUAACAUCUAAACUAUUGAU